AUGGCACCGGAAACACCCAACCGUGGCUCCAAAACCGGUCCGCGGGGAUGUGUUACUCAAAGCCGCGAUGAGGCCUUGCCGGAGAAGUCAUCGGUCAUAGAGCCGAGAAAAUGGAGAUUCCUACCCACUAAGAAAGGAAUGAAUCAAACAUUUGGUUACUUCCGGCUUCUAUUUUCAUCGCAGCCCAAAAAGCUCGACGUGUGCCUGAUAAUCAUCGGAACUUUGGCGGCAAUUGGCGCUGGUAUUCCCUUCCCGCUGCUCGGUAUUCUUUUUGGCGAGCUUGUGGACGACCUGAAUGCCUCAACCUGCGACAACCAACGGGAAAGCCCGCAGCAAUUACAGUCAGGAAUCAACACAAAGGUUUUGCAGGUGAUAUAUGUCUCUAUCGGUAAUUUCGUGUGCAUGUAUAUCCACACCGGAUGUUGGAGUUUAGUGGGAGAACGCCUCGUUCGCAGGUUACGAACUCGGUAUUUUCGCAGCCUGCUGAAACAAGAAGCAGCGUAUAUGGACAAGCUACCUUCUGGAGAUGUCACAUCCCGACUUGUGAGCGAUAUUGAGAUUAUUCAAGCGGGUACCUCAGAGAAAGUCGGCCUAUUCAUCGGAACGAUUUCUUACUGCGUUGCCGCAUUCAUCGUGGCUUUCCUUAAAGUUCCAGUGAUUGCCGCAAUGCUCUUGUCUGUGAUUCCGGUCUACUUUCUCAUGGCAUUCGGAGGAGGACAUUAUUUAAAGAAAUACACCAAGCGCAUCAAUGUUCACGUGGACGCUGCUACGUCUAUCGCGUCUUCGAGCCUGUCCCACAUGGGCCUUGUUCAUGCCUUCAAUGCAAAUACCCGAUUAGAGCUCCUCUUCUCUCAACACUUGUUCAAAGCACGACUUGAUGCACUGAAGAAAGCUGUUACUCAUGCCUCCCAAGUUGGCCUCCUCUAUUUUGUUGCGUAUGCAUCCAAUGCGCUUGCAUUUUGGAAAGGGAGCAGAUUGAUUGCCGACCUCGCAGAUGGGAAAAAUACAAAUGUGUCAGUCGGGGCAGUAUAUACUGUCAUCUUUGUUCUCUUAGACGCUUCGUUUAUACUGAGCCAAAUGGCUCCUUUUCUCCAUAUUUUUGCCGCCGCAGCGUCCGCCGCUAGCUGCCUCAUGGAAACAAUCGAACGCCAAUCUGAAAUCGACGGCACAUCGUCGGAUGGAGUCAGAACUGUUUCCUUCUCUUCUGAUGAGAUUGAAUUUCGAGACGUCAAGUUCUCGUAUCCUGCUCGACCUGAUGUCCCAGUUCUCCAAGGUGUGAGCUUCAAAAUACCGCCAAAUAAACACACUGCAAUAGUUGGGCCUUCUGGUAGCGGAAAGUCGACUACUGUUGCCCUUAUCGAGCGGUUUUACGAUCCGUGUGAUGGUGAUGUGUUAAUUGGAGGAAUAAAUCUACGCGAGAUCAACGUCCGAUAUUUACGAGGCCAUAUUGGCUUGGUUCAACAAGAGCCAUCUUUGCUUGACAGAUCAAUUCUGGAGAACAUCGCACACGGUCUCGUAAGUUCUUCAGCAGAGAAACACCAGCACCUUAUUCCCAAACUUCUGGACUCUAGUCUUCCUCGAUUCGCGGAGAGAAUUCAAGGCGGAGCUUCUGAACACGAAGCUAUAGCUGAGCUGGGGAAUGAGGUCGGAGAAAUCAUGAUCCUUGCUCGAAAGGCGGCCACUGCUGCCAAUGCACUCGAAUUUAUUGAAGCUCUUCCACAUGGGUUUGCUACAAAAGUCGGUAGCACGGGAGGGCAGUUGAGUGGAGGGCAAAAACAAAGGAUAGCACUCGCGCGAGCACUUGUUCGAGAACCGCCACUACUUCUUUUGGAUGAAGCAACUGCUGCACUCGAUUCAACAAGUGAGCAGCUCAUUCAAGCAGCCCUCUCUAGAAUAUCCCAGAGUGUUACAACCGUGUCGAUAGCUCACCGAUUGGCGACUGCCAAGGAUGCGGAUAAUAUCGUUGUUGUCCAGCAUGGGCGGGUGGUUGAACAAGGCACUCAUAUGGAAUUAGUCGCUCAAGGUGGGGUAUAUGCGGGCAUGGUGCGGUUGCAAAAUCUCAACAAAUUCAGCGCUGCGAGCUCUAUUCUUAGCGAUUUUAGUCAAGAGUUCUCUAACGAGCCUACCUUGACUGUCGAUGAAAUAGCCAACGAGAAGCGGGAUUUGGAAAAAGGGUUCGCUGAUGCUGAUGGAGAGGACACGAAAUCUCCCGAGAAAUCUAACACUGUUGAACUGAAGAAAGGUCCCAAGCGACGCUUGUUUAGCACCAUUAAAGGAUGCAUUCCGUUAAUCCGCCCGAAUCUAUUACAUAUUGCCUUAGGUCUAAUAACUUCCUUGGUGAUUGGCGGAAGUCACUCCGGCGAGGCUGUUUUAUUUGGCCACACUGUAGGCAGCCUUAACCCCUGCAAAGGCGCAUCCAGCGUUCGCUCAAGCGGAGAGCUUUUCGGUCUCUUAUUUUUUAUCCUUGCCUUAGUCGAGCUCUCUGCAACGCUGAUUAACGGGUCUGCAUUCGGGUGGGCUGCGGAAAAGAUUCUAUAUCGGGCCCGCAUACUUUCCCUUCGAUCACUACUCAGUCAACCGCUCUCGUGGCAUAAUUCAGAGGGAAGAACCCCCAGAACGCUAAUAGCACAUGUUACUAGCGAUGCUACCUCACUGAGCAAUCUUACCGGUACAACAAUCGGUAUAUUAUUCUCGAUUUUGGCAAACUUAAUAAGUGGUAUUAUUCUUUCCCACAUUAUUGCCUGGAAAAUUGCCAUUGUUCUCCUUGCCACUAUUCCAGUCCUGCUUGCAUCAGGGGUUCUUCGCCUCCGUAUUUUAGCUCAAUAUCAAAAAAGACACCAAAAGGCAUUCGCGCAAGCGACAGCCAUUACAGUGGAAGCAGUGGACAACAUCAGAACGGUCUCUGCUUUCUGUCUGGAACAAGAGGCCUAUGAGGUGUUUAAGAGGGCGUUACGUGCGCCAUAUGAAGCGACCUUGAAGACUGUUGCUCAUGGAAACUUUUGGCUUUCUCUUGCAUAUAGUAUCAGCAACCUGGUGUAUGCGCUCGCAUAUUGGUGGGGAGGACAACAAAUAUUGUCAGGGACCUAUUCGCAGACGCAAUUUUUCAUAGUCCUUCCAGCACUUCUGUUUAGCGCUCAGUCAUCUGGGCAGAUGUUUGCGCUGGCUCCGGAUGUGUCCAAAGCUCGAAUCGCCGCUGAGAAUAUUGUUGGUUUGCUUACCACAGACCCGGAAGAAGGGAGGUCUGGACACAACAGUAAUAACGCCUACGAGAUAACCGGCAUUUUUGCGGAUGAAAAUCCCUCCGACGUUGAAGGCCAGCUCACAACUACGUCAUCUAAGCGAUCGCCGCAAAAUGAAAGUGGGAUGGGUGUACAGUUCCGGGACGUGCACUUUUCAUAUCCGACUAGGCCUGACCAGAUCGCCCUUGAUGGGUUAAACCUAAACAUUCUCCCGGGUCAAUUCUGCGCUCUGGUCGGACCUAGCGGUUCAGGUAAAUCAACGACAUUUGCUGUUUUAGAGAAGUUCUAUAAUCCAACAUCUGGAUCAGUUAUCGUGGACGGAAUAGAUAUCACAAAGCAAAGAGGGACAUCAUUCCGAGACAGUAUAGCCCUUGUUCCCCAGGAAAACGUGCUAUUCGAAGGAACUGUGGCGUUCAAUAUUGGUCUUGGUGCCCGUCCUGGCCAUGAAGCUACCCAAGAUGAAAUUGAGGAAGCAUGCCGCCUGGCAAAUAUCCAUGAAACGAUCAUGGCUCUACCAAACGGGUAUCAAACGACUUGCAGCCAGGAAGGAAAGCAAUUUUCUGGCGGACAGCGUCAGCGGCUAUCCAUUGCACGCGCGCUUGUCCGCAAACCCCGACUCCUACUGCUCGAUGAAUCGACCAGUGCGUUGGAUGUCGAAUCGGAGAAACAGGUGCAAGAUUCUCUUGCAAAGAUUGCCCGACGGACAACGAUAGUGGCGAUUGCGCAUAGGUUGAAUACGAUCCAUCGGGCCGAUAGGAUUUUCUUCAUUGAGGAUGGGAAAUGUGUGGAACAGGGGACUCAUGCUGAGCUGCUAGAACGCAGCUCAAAGUAUCGGGCAAAUGUCAUCCACCAGUCACUUGACACAUAAUAUCAUAGAGAGACCCGAUUAUGAACUAUAGGAAUUCUGACCUCCAUUAAACAUUGUUGAAAGUCUAUCCAACUUUGCUUUCUAUUUUUUUUUAUUUUAUUUUAUUUUUUUAGGUGCAUUGCUACAAGGUGUUGUGUAUUAACUAAG
This is a messenger RNA of Coccidioides posadasii C735 delta SOWgp, 4254 nucleotides long. RefSeq names its product ABC multidrug transporter mdr4 (gene MDR4). Gene Ontology annotation, cellular component: membrane. The record is from RefSeq and is a predicted model, not a curated record. Lineage: Eukaryota; Fungi; Ascomycota; Eurotiomycetes; Onygenales; Onygenaceae. Gene Ontology annotation, molecular function: ATP binding; ATP hydrolysis activity; ABC-type transporter activity. Gene Ontology annotation, biological process: transmembrane transport.